AAAAGUCAGUCGUUGCACAUAUUAAACCAGCAGUGCAUUGUCAAAAAAUAAUUUAAAAUACGCGUCAAUAUGAAACGCAUAGCGCUCCUGAUUUUAUGCGCAGCUGCUACAGCUCAGGCGAACGAUAGAAUUAUUCCCAGAAGAAAGUUAAUCCUUGAGAAGAAGAUAGAAAAAGACGGACAAGAUGGCUUCAGCAGUGGAAAUCAAGAGGCAGAAAAAGUCCUCGAGCAAGUGUUUAGAGGAAAUAGCGAUCCUAGCCAAGCUCCUGCCAUCUGCGCCGCUGAAGGUUCAGAUGGAGUGUUGGUCGCUCAUGAAAAUUGUAAUCAAUUCUAUAAAUGCUACAGAGGAGAGCCUGCAGCUUUGGACUGUCCGCCAAAUCUUCUCUACAAUCCAGAAAAGGAAUAUUGUGACUGGGAAUGGAAUGUCGACUGUAGCAACCGAAUUAAACCAGGUGAUAUAAGCGGUGGAAACCCUAACGAAGAUAAGGGUCCCGCCCAUCUAUCGGGAGGAAACAGCGAUCCUGGUCAAGCUCCUGCUAUUUGCGCCGCUGAAGGUUCAAAUGGCGUUUUGGUCGCUCAUGAAAAUUGCAAUCAAUUCUAUAAAUGCUUCGGUGGAGAACCUGCAGCAUUGAAUUGUCCACAAAAUCUUCUCUACAAUCCAGAAAAAGAAUAUUGUGACUGGUCCUGGAAUGUUGAUUGUGGCAAUAGAGUUAUUCCUAGUGAAAAAGUUGUUGCUGAGAAGAAAAUCGAUCCCAAUCUUCUAGUGAAAUUUGUGCGGCUGAAAAUUCUGAAGGCUUGAUUUUAUGUGAUGAAUAUUGUGACAAAUUCUACAUUUGCAAUCAUAGCAGACCCGUUACAUGCAGUGGCCACCUAAACUUUUGUUUAGGUGGUGUAAUUUCCAACAUUCUUCAUUCUGUAUAUUUGCUGGUAUGGUAAACUAUGGGAACAGAAUUAUACCAGAUGAUUUUGCAGGCGGAAAUCACAACAAUUAAUAAAAUUUAAUACUUA
Molecule: messenger RNA, 1007 nt
Organism: Spodoptera litura
Lineage: Eukaryota; Metazoa; Arthropoda; Insecta; Lepidoptera; Noctuidae
Source: RefSeq, a predicted model, not a curated record